Messenger RNA from Phyllostomus discolor (pale spear-nosed bat), 1006 nucleotides. RefSeq names its product myosin light chain 6B (gene MYL6B). Gene Ontology annotation, molecular function: calcium ion binding; structural constituent of muscle. Gene Ontology annotation, cellular component: myosin II complex. The coding region runs from base 265 to 894 and encodes 209 amino acids. The transcript has 8 exons. The record is from RefSeq and is a predicted model, not a curated record. Lineage: Eukaryota; Metazoa; Chordata; Mammalia; Chiroptera; Phyllostomidae.
AAGAAUCGCGCCGGAGAGAAUUCCAGCCACCAACCGCCACCACCGGCCGGAAGUAACCGUCCCAACGUCCUCUUCCAGCUAGAGAGCGGCUUUUCCCGCGAGCCCGGGGGCGCGCGGGGACUACGACUCCCGGCAUGCUCCGAGGCCGCAGCACUUAACCCUCCAGGGCCCGGGACCGCCCGGCGCCCCGCCUCCGUCUCUUACCUGGAUCCUGCAGGAGAUGGGUGCCCCCAUCGGCACACUGUCCUUUGGCCACCGGACAUCAUGCCUCCCAAGAAGGAUGUUCCUGUGAAGAAACCAGUGGGGCCUGCUAUCCCCAAGCCAGCUACGAAGCCAGCAGCGGGGGCUCCUCCAGCCAAGACCAAAGCUGAGCCAGCGGCAGCUGUCCCUCUAGCCCCUGAGAAAACUCAGGAGCCCCCCAUUGAUCUCUCCAAAGUGGUGAUCGAGUUUAACAAGGACCAGCUGGAGGAGUUCAAGGAGGCCUUUGAGCUGUUCGACCGAGUAGGGGAUGGCAAGAUCCAAUAUAGCCAGUGUGGGGACCUGAUGAGGGCCCUGGGCCAGAACCCCACCAACGCUGAGGUGCUCAAGGUUCUCGGGAACCCCAAGAGUGAUGAGCUGAAGUCCCGGCGUGUGGACUUCGAGACUUUCCUGCCCAUGCUCCAGGCAGUGUCCAAGAACCGGGACCAAGGCACAUAUGAGGACUACCUGGAGGGGCUUCGGGUGUUUGACAAAGAAGGGAAUGGCAAAGUCAUGGGAGCAGAGCUGAGACAUGUCCUCACCACCCUGGGAGAGAAGAUGACUGAAGAAGAGGUGGAGACGGUUCUGGCAGGACAUGAGGACAGCAAUGGCUGCAUCAACUAUGAAGCCUUCUUGAAGCACAUCCUAAGCGUCUGAGCUCUACAGAUGCGGUGGGGGUCAGACAUUGGGCCCCCUGCAGGCGGAAGCGCGUUCCUGCUACUAGGAUGCCACCUAUUGUUUCAAAAUAAAGAGACGGUUCCUCCCUUGG